AAAUUUUAGCUCUCAGCAUUUGCUUUAAGCUGAACAGGUGGCCAAUGCUGGAAUUUUCACAGCACCAAGAGAGAGUUUUUUUUGGGAUGUCAGCCUACUUUUGUUUUGAAGGAAUACCUUUCCAUGCUAUAGUGCAUAAAAGAGAAAUCAUUGAAGAAAGCCGUGAUAAAUUUGUGAUCAGAGAUGAAGACACUGUCAUACUGAGUUAUCCUAAAUCAGGAACUAACUGGCUGAUUGAGACUGUCUGCUUGAUUCAGACCAAGGGAAAUCCCAAAUGGAUCCAAUCUGUGCCUGUCUGGCAACGCUCACCCUGGAUAGAGACUAAAAAGGGAUUUCCAAUAUUAAUCAAUAAGGAAGGACCACGCCUCAUGUCCUCCCACCUCCCUUUCCAUCUUUUCCCCAAGUCUUUCUUCAGAUCCAAGGCCAAGGUGAUCUAUAUCAUCAGAAAUCCCAGAGAUGUUCUUGUGUCUGCUUAUUUUUUCCGUCAUAAAAUAAACCUGAUUGAUAAUCCAGAGUCACUAGGAACUUACUUUGAAUUGUUCCUCAAAGGAAAUGUGACAUAUGGAUCAUGGUUUGAGCACACCCGUAACUGGCUGUCUAUGAGAGAAAAUGACAACUUCCUGUUACUGAGCUAUGAAGACAUGAAAAAGAAUACAAGGGGAACCAUAGAGAAGAUCUGUGACUUCCUAGGAAAGAAAUUGGAGGCAGAUGAACUAGAUCUGGUCCUCAAGUACAGCUCUUUCCAAGCCAUGAAAGAAAACAAAAUGUCUAAUUUUAGUCUUGUCCCAGAACAUAUGGUUACUAAUGGUUUGGUCCUCCUGAGAAAAGGCACAACUGGGGACUGGAAGAAUCACUUUACAGUAGCCCAAGCUGAAGCCUUUGAUAAAGUAUUCCAGGAGAAAAUGGCUGGUUUCCCUCCAGGGCUGUUUCCAUGGAAAUAUCCUUAAAACUUCAUAAUCUUACAUGAACACUGGUGUUUAUUGAAUUGGGUAGUUUUUUCCUAAAAUGUACUAGUAAUAAUAGCAGCAGUAGUAUUAGUGGCCAUAGUAGGAUAGUAGUGGUGGUUGUUUUAUAUGUAUUUGUGUGUGUGUGUGUGUGUGUGUGUAUGUACAUUUCUGUGUGUAGUACCUUUAGGGAUGAGAUUAAUGCAUUGGUUCCCAUGAAGUUGACAUUACAUGUGCUGUAAGCUCCUUUCUUUGCAUCCUAGGAACUAAAUUUGGGGUUUUUGUAAGGGUAGUACACUUCUCUUAACCUCUGAAUCAAUUCUCCAGCCCUAAAUAUUGUAGUCUUGAGUCAUGAAAUGUUUUUUUUUUACUAUACAUAGCCAAUUAAGUCCAAUGUGCUUCACAGAAUUGCAGCUUAAAACAACCCUUGUAAUAUCUGAAAUGCAAAACACUCUACAGAAAUUUGUAGAAAAUUUUUGGUCUGUGACAUUUGGGUGAAAAAUAAAUAAUUGUAUUUAUAGACAUUCAAACCUAAUUUAUCUAGUCUAUGGUAGAAGAUCUUUAAAAUUUACAUUUCUGUUCACAAUUGUGUAUUUGUAUUUCAGUUUUUUCUUCUUUUUGGUAAUUUUUACAGGGUGUAUACAAUAAUGGGUUUCAUUAUAAAACUGGUUCAUACAUGCA
Peromyscus leucopus (white-footed mouse) is the source of this 1625-nucleotide messenger RNA. RefSeq names its product bile salt sulfotransferase 1-like. The coding region runs from base 45 to 947 and encodes 300 amino acids. Gene Ontology annotation, cellular component: cytoplasm. The transcript is spliced from 6 exons. Gene Ontology annotation, molecular function: sulfotransferase activity. The record is from RefSeq and is a predicted model, not a curated record. NCBI's taxonomy places the organism in Eukaryota, Metazoa, Chordata, Mammalia, Rodentia, Cricetidae. Gene Ontology annotation, biological process: sulfation.